UGGUAUUAGGUAUUGCCAUGGUGCGGUUUUAUAUACAGAAAGGAACACAUAGAGGCUUAUUCAGAAGCGUUCAAAAGACGCUUAAAUUUUUCCAGACAUUUGCUUUGCUUGAGGUAGUCCACUGUGCAGUUGGAAUAGUUCGCACAUCUGUGCUUGUGACUGGGGUCCAAGUGAGUUCAAGAAUCUUCAUGGUGUGGUUCAUUGCACAUAGUAUAAAACAGAUCCAGAAUGAGGAGAGCGUUAUUCUUUUUCUGGUCGUAUGGACUGUGACAGAGAUUACUCGAUAUUCCUUCUACACAUUCAACCUGCUCAACCAUUUGCCAUACUUCAUUAAAUGGGCCAGAUACAACUUUUUUAUCAUUUUGUAUCCUGCUGGAGUUGCAGGUGAAUUGCUAACCAUAUAUGCUGCUUUACCCUACGUGAAGAAAACAGGAAUGUUUUCACUGAGACUUCCCAACAAAUAUAAUGUCUCCUUUGACUACUAUUACUUCCUUAUUAUUGUCAUGUUCUCCUAUGUGCCGUUAUUUCCACAACUCUACUUCCACAUGCUGCGGCAGAGAAGAAGGGUGCUUCAUGGAGAAGUGAUAGUGGAAAAGGACGAUUGAAUCAAGCAGUGUAACUAUGGUGCUUUUAAUGGAAAAAAAGAGGGUAAAAAACCCAAAACUUCCUGUGAUUUUUCUGAGUCCAAGUUUUAAAACAUGGAACAAGAAUAAACAACUGUGCAU
This is a messenger RNA of Cariama cristata (Red-legged seriema), 725 nucleotides long. RefSeq names its product protein tyrosine phosphatase-like (proline instead of catalytic arginine), member A (gene HACD1). NCBI's taxonomy places the organism in Eukaryota, Metazoa, Chordata, Aves, Cariamiformes, Cariamidae. Gene Ontology annotation, biological process: very long-chain fatty acid biosynthetic process; dephosphorylation; sphingolipid biosynthetic process. The transcript has 6 exons. Bases 18 to 605 code for a protein of 195 amino acids. Gene Ontology annotation, cellular component: endoplasmic reticulum membrane. Gene Ontology annotation, molecular function: phosphatase activity; 3-hydroxyacyl-CoA dehydratase activity. The record is from RefSeq and is a predicted model, not a curated record.